CUUACCCAUUAAAGGACCUCGAGCAUGCUUUGGAUUAGAUAUGAUCCUGUUGGUGAUCACUUCAAAGUAUUUGACUUGGUGACUUCUCCUGACCAGUUUCUUGGGUUUCUAGUGCACGAGGUUAUUACACUUGGACGAGGAGGAAGAGGAGAAACACCCAAUCAGGUUACCACCGCUCCUUAUUACCCUGUAACCAAUAAUGGGUUUUCCAUCAAUGGUUUCCUCUAUUAUGCUGCUUGGGCUCAGAGAAUGAGAAUGGAUCCGGUUAUUGUGUGUUUUGAUGUUAGAUAUGAGAGUCUAAGUUUUAUCACAGCGCCUAGGGAUGUUGUGGCUUGGGAGAGUGAUUCAGUUUUGAUAGAAUACAAAGGGAAGUUAGCUUCCAUUGUUAGAGACCCUUUGAGCUUCUCUAGCUUUGAUUUAUGGAUACUAGAGGAUGUCAAGAAACAUGAUUGGUCCAAGCAAACCUUUGAGCUUCCCUUCCCUUUGGUGAAUAGGAUGACUUCCCCGGGCACCAACAAGGCUGGUGAAAUCAUUUUUGCCCCAAUGUUUCUGCCAUAUGAUGUUGAGCAACCCUUCUUCGUUUUCUACUACAAUGUAGAAAGAAAAGACAUCAGAAGAGUUAGGCUCCAAGGAAUUGCAGACAAUAAAGAGUUUCGGCACCGAUAUGGACUCAUUGUCGCAGCCCAUAUGAGCGUCUCUAUCUCACCCGAACACAUCGAAAGUAUUGCCUCUUUAUAAUGUGUUUUAUUUAUUUUCUUGAAGGACCUUAAUGUAAGAGCUUGGCAGACUCUGAUUUUUGCUUUUUUCUUUCUUUUUCUUUUCAUCAAUAAUUAAGUGUUGGCUCUUCAACACCAACCAAACUACUGUUUGUUAUCUUACUACUACUGAUGAUUUGCAUCUUCUGUCAUGUGUUACUAUUCUUUAGUGUUAUUCAUAUUUUGAAUGUUUUUCUAAAUCUUGUUUUUGCUCAGAAUAAGAUAUUAGACCAUUU
This is a messenger RNA of Arabidopsis arenosa, 991 nucleotides long. The record is from the annotation of a GenBank genome assembly. Lineage: Eukaryota; Viridiplantae; Streptophyta; Magnoliopsida; Brassicales; Brassicaceae.